AUGAAUGACGUGAACAGUAAAAAACAUAAAUUAAGUGAGGAAAAUGGAGCAGACACAUUUGAACCGGCGGUAAAAAGUUCUAAAACAUCGAUUCAGUGUCCGUACCUGGACACCAUAAAUCGACAUGUACUUGAUUUUGAUUUUGAAAAAUUAUGCUCAGUAUCUCUUACUAGGAUUAAUGUGUAUGCAUGUUUGGUGUGUGGUAAAUAUUUUCAGGGAAGAGGAACAAACACACAUGCAUAUACGCAUUCAGUUGCUGAGAGUCAUCAUGUGUUUCUUAACCUGCAUACCUUAAAAUUCUACUGUUUACCAGAUAAUUAUGAAGUCAUUGAUUCAUCUCUUAACGACAUCAAGUAUGUUUUGAACCCAAUCUUCACACCAGAACAAAUUAAACAGCUGGACCAAAGUACAAAAAUGUCCCGAGCAAUAGAUGGUACUAUGUAUAUGCCAGGUAUUGUUGGCCUUAACAACAUAAAGGCUAAUGAUUACUGCAAUGUUAUAUUACAGUGUUUGUCACAAGUUAGACCUCUUCGUAACUAUUUCUUAAGAGAAGAAAAUUAUGCUAAUGUUAAAAGACCACCUGGAGACUCAUCUUUCUUACUGGUUCAAAGAUUCGGAGAACUCUUAAGAAAACUGUGGAACCCUAGAGCAUUUAAAGCUCAUGUUUCUCCGCAUGAAAUGUUACAAGCUGUGGUGCUUUGGUCUAAGAAAAAGUUCCAGUUUAUAAAACAGAGUGACCCAAUUGAUUUUCUUUCUUGGUUUCUUAAUUCUCUUCAUAUGGCUUUAAAUGGUACAAAGAAACCAAAUAGUUCAAUUAUAUACAAGUCUUUUCUUGGUCAUAUGAGGAUAUAUACAAGGAAGUUACCCCCUCCAGAUGCAGAUGAUGCAGCAAAGGUUGAUUUAAACAGUGAAGAGUAUGCUGAAAUGAUAACUGAAUCACCAUUUCUUUAUUUAACUUGUGAUUUACCUCCGACUCCACUUUUUACAGACGAAUUUAGAGAAAAUAUUAUUCCCCAAGUUAACUUAUACCAACUUCUAUCGAAAUUCAAUGGCCAGACAUCCAAGGAGUAUAAAACUUAUAAAGAAAACUUUUUGAAGAGAUUUGAAAUUACUCAACUUCCACCAUAUUUGAUAUUAUAUAUCAAAAGAUUUACAAAGAAUACAUUUUUUGUUGAAAAGAAUCCUACCGUCGUGAACUUUCCUGUCAAAAAUGUUGAUUUUGGUGAUAUUCUUACACCUGAAAUAAAAGAGAAGCAUAAUGGAAAAACUACAUAUGAGUUAGUCGGCAACAUAGUACAUGAUGGUACUCCAGAAAAAGGCACUUACAGGGCUCAUGUUCUUCAUACACCAACACAACAAUGGUAUGAGAUGCAAGAUCUUCACGUAACUAGUAUUUUACCACAAAUGAUCACCCUCACUGAGGCUUAUAUACAAAUAUAUGAAUUGAAGCAGGACUGAUGUUGAUAAAUAAAACAAUAUUAAGACA
Molecule: messenger RNA, 1486 nt
Organism: Melitaea cinxia (Glanville fritillary)
Lineage: Eukaryota; Metazoa; Arthropoda; Insecta; Lepidoptera; Nymphalidae
Gene: Usp39
Product: U4/U6.U5 tri-snRNP-associated protein 2
Exons: 10
Coding region: 1-1458 (485 amino acids)
Biological process (GO): spliceosomal complex assembly; mRNA processing; protein deubiquitination
Molecular function (GO): zinc ion binding; cysteine-type deubiquitinase activity
Source: RefSeq, a predicted model, not a curated record